This is a messenger RNA of Rotaria sp. Silwood2, 1179 nucleotides long. Lineage: Eukaryota; Metazoa; Rotifera; Eurotatoria; Philodinida; Philodinidae. The record is from the annotation of a GenBank genome assembly.
AUGGCACAUCGCACAAUUUCAACGAAUCUUGUAUCCUGUAUAGGAUAUACAGGUAGCUUCGCUUCUCAUGCUUCGGCUAUUGAGAAUAGAAACAAUCGUACACAUCGUAGAUACAAUGAAGAAAAUUUUUUUCAUCGUAAAAAUUACAAGUUAAUUCUUAUAUGUCUCGAUGAUGGCUAUGGAAUUUCCAUGGAUUUAAUUGAUUAUAUGGAAAGUUAUUGCAAUCUUUUAAAAAAACAUAUCGAUGAUUUUAAUUCUUAUUCAAAAAAAUGGAAAUCAAAAUUACGACAACAAUCAGUAUUGUCAUCGUAUAAUACAACUAAGCGUGCUCAACUUGAAACAAUUCGUACACCUGAACGACGUGCUAAAAUUUUACAAAAACAACAUGAAGCUAUUCUAGAAGUUAUUAUUACAUAUCGUACACAAGUGGAACGAAUGUAUCCCAGUGAACGUUUAAGUACUAGUCAUAAACAUUAUCGUACAAAUGUAAAGAAGAACUUAUUUAAAGCUGCUUAUUCAUCAUUAUCCUGUUUAUCAAAUAAACUCGAACAAUUACAUGAACAACAACAAAGAGCAGAAAAUGCUCUUGAUGAUGCUAAUAUUCAAUAUGAAAAUCUUUUUUCUGAUGAAACAAUAAGUAAAAACAAAAUCACAAAUGCAAAAGAUAAACAAAACAAAAGAAAAGAUAAAUUAGCUGAAAUUAAACGGGAAAUUAAACAAACUGAAAAAGAAUAUAAUGAUGAACAAAAAAUUUACCGUACAAGAGCAAGAGAAAUUUAUGAAGAGUGUCGAGUAUUAGAACAAGAACGAUUGGAUUUAAUUGGUGAAACUUUAAUUAAAUUCAAUGAAGCAGCUUUUUCAUCAGAACAUUUAACUGAACAACAGGACAUUUUUGAAGAUCUUAAGUCAAAACUCGAAAAUCAACGAAAUACUUUAAAAGAUCUUGAUUUUUGGGCACAAACAUAUGGUAUUUAUGAUUCAUCAUCCGAAAUAAAUCAUAAUGAUGAUAUUCAUGAUGCAAGUAUGUCUUCUCGAACAACUAUUCGAAAAACAAAAACAUCUCACAAAAACGAAACAGAAAAUAUCACAACAAUAGAAGAAAAUAUAGAACAAUCAGCUAGUGAAGAUCAAGAAGAACAAUCCGAAGCAGAUAAUACAACAACUUCAACAAGAACUUAA